UUUUUGUCAAAUAGUCUAUAACAAGUAGAUUUCACCUUUUAAGUUGAAUAAAUUAGUGUACCAGAAUUCAAACUCCGAUUUUAUAUAUUACAUGCAAUGUCCCUACCCGUGUUAUGCUCAAAGUGACAAAACUUCAAAAUUUCAAUUUGUGAUAAAAAGUUUUUAUUAAUUUUUUUUAAUUUUUAUAUUAUAUAUCAUGUUGCCUUAGUCUAAAAUAACAAAUUUUUAUUUUUCAGUAAAUAGACAAAAUGAUAAUAAUCAUUAAAAAUUGACACGCAAAUAAAACAGCCGAAAUUUAAGUUCUAAUUACAACGUGCAACUUAUAAUAAUUUUGAUAUUUUUCCUAAUUGAAUUAGGAAUAAAAUUCUUUCAAAAGUAUUCUUUUUUGACGAAUGUUGACCCACUUGAAUCCUUAUAAAAGGAAGCAUGGUAGUGUCCUAUAUCAAUAUCAAUAUCAAUUCACAAUCUUAUCGAAUACCAAAAAAAUGGAUUUAGUCCUAAACUUCCUCAACACCACAACCAUAGGACUCAUUUCUCUAAUUUCCCUCUUUCUCUUUCUAUUUCGUUUUUCCAAAGUUUCUCAUACCAAAGAACCUCCUAUAAUUUCAGGGUCAUGGCCAAUACUAGGCCACCUUCCACUAAUGAGAAAUACACAAACACCCCACAAAACCUUAGGUGCCUUAGUUGAUAAAUAUGGACCUAUAUUCACAAUCAAGCUUGGUGCUACAAAUGCUUUGGUACUUAGCAAUUGGGAAUUAGCCAAAGAAUGUUUCACCAAGAACGACGUGGUCGUUUCAUCGCGCCCUAAACCGGUCGCGGUUGAACUCAUGUCGUACAAUCAAGCUUUCAUUGGUUGGGCACCGUACGGAAACUAUUGGCGCCAAUUAAGAAAAAUUGUCACCUUAGAGAUUCUCUCAAGUCGUCGAGUUGAACUACUGAGCCACAUUCGUGUCUCAGAAGUUCAAACAUCAAUAAAAGAACUUGUUAAAGUUUGGUCUAAUCAAGUGUCAGAACAAAGUACUAGCGGGUCUAAUCUCGCUAGUACUAAUAAAGACUAUGUAUCAGUUGAAUUGAAGAAAUGGUUCGCACAAUUGACAUUAAAUAUGGUACUAAGAAUGGUUGUUGGGAAGAGAUGUUUUGGUGAAAUGGUUGAUGAGAAAAAUAAGGAAGAAGCAAUAAGAUUUUUGGAUAAUAUAAGAGAUUUUAUGCGUUUGAUUGGAACAUUUACCGUAGGAGAUGGUGUUCCAUAUUUAAGGUGGUUGGAUUUGGGAGGUCAUGAAAAGGAAAUGAAAGAAUGUGCAAAGAAAUUUGAUAAAAUGUUGAGUGAGUGGUUGGAGGAGCAUCGUGGAAAGAAGGUUGUGGGAGAAAGAGACUUCUUGGAUGCAAUGCUUUUGGUGCUUAAUGACAAACCCAUUGAGGGUUUUGCGGCAGAUACCGUAAUCAAAGCCACAACAUUGGAAUUGAUUAUAGGAGGAAGUGACACAUCCGCAGGAACACUUACUUGGGCAAUGUCUCUACUAUUGAAAAAUCCUCAUGUAUUAGAAAAAGCAAAAGAAGAACUUAACACACAAAUUGGAAAAGAGAGAUGGGUAAACGAGUCCGAUAUAACUAACUUAGUGUAUCUUCAAGCUAUAAUUAAAGAGACAUUAAGAUUGUAUCCACCAGCUCCAUUUUCAUCACCUCGUGAAUUCACCGAAGAUUGCACAAUAGGUGGAUAUCAUAUCAAAAAAGGAACUCGAUUGAUGCCAAAUUUAUGGAAGAUUCAUAGAGAUCCUAGUGUUUGGUCAGAUCCAUUAGAAUUCAAACCCGAAAGAUUUCUUACCACUCACAAAGAUGUUGACGUUAGGGGUCAGGAUUUCGAAUUGUUACCAUUUGGAAGUGGGAGAAGAAUGUGUGCUGGAAUGUCCCUUGGUUUGCGUAUGCUUCAUUACAUUUUAGCUAAUUUCUUGCAUUCUUUUGAAAUCUUGAAUCCAUCUCCAGAAUCAAUUGAUGUGACUGAAGUUCUUGAAUUUACUAGCACUAAAGCUACUCCGCUUGAGAUUUUGGUUAAACCUUAUUUAUCUCUCGAAUGUUACGAGACUAUGUGAUUUUAAUUUUAGCCCAUUGUGUUUUUUGUUUGUUUUGUUUUCUAGUGAUAAAUAAAUGUUGUUAGUUAGUUGUGUCUUCUCACACCAUAGACAUAGUAACAAUUCAUUUAUAAUAAAAUGUACUUGUAUUCAUUUCAAUCCAUCGAAUAAUACUUAUUACUUUGGCUCCA
Messenger RNA from Trifolium pratense (red clover), 2257 nucleotides. Its product is annotated as cytochrome P450 82A1-like. Gene Ontology annotation, molecular function: heme binding; iron ion binding; monooxygenase activity. The transcript is spliced from 2 exons. Gene Ontology annotation, biological process: defense response to other organism. The record is from RefSeq and is a predicted model, not a curated record. The coding region runs from base 393 to 2087 and encodes 564 amino acids. Lineage: Eukaryota; Viridiplantae; Streptophyta; Magnoliopsida; Fabales; Fabaceae.